UCAAUUCUUUGACAAUUCUUGACCAGAACAGACUCGACAGUAGACAUACAUACCCAUACCCUCCCUCUUAGAUAAUCUCGUCUAGUGCUCUGACUGCUCAGACGUCUCCCGCGACAUGGCUGAAAUUCAUGACCAGUUCGACACUAUUCUCAUCUUGGACUUCGGCUCUCAGUACAGUCAUCUGAUCACGCGAAGGUGUCGAGAGCUCAAUGUCUAUGCUGAGCUCAUGCCAUGCACCGAAAAGAUGAAGGACCUCAAAUUCAAACCGAAAGGAAUCAUCCUAUCUGGCUCUCCAUACUCUGUCUACGAUGCCGAUGCACCGCAUGUCGACCCUGAUGUCUUCGAAAUGGGCGUUCCUGUUCUCGGCAUUUGCUACGGUCUCCAGGAGAUGGCAUGGAAUAUGAACGGAAAGGUUAUGAAGUGCGACCACAGGGAGUACGGCUUCGCGCAGUUGCAGAUAAACAAGAUAGGGUCAGACAAGAGCUCAGUGGAUGCUCUCUCUGCGGGCCCGGGAGACGAGACAGAAUCAGGCAAGAGCCCAGCGGACGCUCUCUCUGAGGGCCCGGGAGACGAGACAGGGCCAGGCAAGAGCUCAGUGGACGCUCUCUCUGCAGGCCCGGGAGACGAGACAGGGUCGGGCAAGAGCUCCGUGGACGCUCUCGCUGAGGGCCCGGGAGACGAGACAGGGUCAGGCAAGAGCUCAGGGGACGCUCGCUCUGAGGGCCCGAGAGACGAGAUGGGGUCAGACAAGGGCUCAGCGGACGCUCUCUCUGAGGGCUCGGGAGACGAGAUAGGGUCAGACAAGAGCUCAGUGGACGCUCUCUUUGAGGGCCUGGGAGACGAGAUGCAGGUAUGGAUGUCGCACGGCGACCAAUUGACUGAGAUGCCCUCGGACUUCCACGUCAUCGGAAGCACCAAAACCGCACCCUACGCUGCAGUUGCCCACAAUUCAAAGCCGUUCUAUGGAAUUCAGUUCCAUCCCGAGGUCACACAUACGCCGCGAGGGAAGGAGGUCAUCGGCCGGUUCGUUCUGAACAUUUGUGGAUGCAAACCAAACUGGACCAUGGAAGAGUUUAUCGGCAAAGAAAUCGCUCGCAUCCGCCAACUUUGCGGUCCUAAGGGUCGUGUCAUUGGUGCCGUCAGCGGAGGAGUAGACAGCACAGUUGCGGCGAAGCUCAUGCACGAAGCGAUUGGUGACAGAUUCCAUGCCAUCAUGGUCGACAACGGUGUUCUCCGUCUGAAUGAAGCGCAACAAGUCCAUACCAUGCUGAACCGCGACCUUGGUGUGAACCUCACCGUGGUCGAUGCAUCCGAGCUCUUCCUCUCCCGUCUCGCCGGCGUAGAGGACCCAGAACAGAAGCGCAAGAUCAUUGGCAACACGUUCAUCAAUGUUUUCGAGGAUGAGGCCGCCAAGCUCGAGGCUGUUACAGCAGAAAAGGAGGCAAGCGGUGCCGAGGCGAAGGGCAAGAUCGAGUGGUUGCUGCAGGGCACGCUGUAUCCCGACGUCAUUGAGAGUAUCAGCUUCAAAGGCCCGAGCGCGACGAUCAAGACGCACCACAACGUCGGCGGUCUGCUGAAGGAUAUGAAGCUCAAGUUGAUUGAACCGCUUCGAGAGCUCUUCAAGGAUGAAGUCCGCGCUCUCGGCAGACUGCUCUCCAUUCCGGCCCCGCUCGUGCAGCGCCAUCCCUUCCCCGGACCUGGGCUUGCGAUCCGCAUCCUUGGUCCUGUGACACGCGAGCAGGUCAAGAUCCUGCAGCUAGCGGAUUCCAUCUACAUUGAGGAGAUCCGCAAGGCGGGACUGUACGACAAGAUUAGUCAAGCGUUCGCGGUGUUGCUGCCAGUCAGGGCUGUCGGUGUCAUGGGCGACAAGCGCACGUACGAGCAGGUUAUCGCUCUGCGCGCUGUGCAGUCGGAAGAUUUCAUGACUGCGGAUUGGUUCGCCUUCCCUCCGGAAGUCCUGCGCAGGAUAUCCUCCCGCAUUACGAACGAGGUCGAGGGCAUCAAUCGCGUCACCUAUGAUAUCUCUUCCAAGCCGCCUGCAACGGUUGAGUGGCUGUAGACGAAAAGGCGCCACGCUUUAGUGCGCUACAUGGUCAUUGUUUAUAGAUGCUACCUCACGACACAAAGCAAUUUGCUGGAAUGUAUAGAGCUGUGAAUGGCUGAACGUACAUAGAUACCUUGUUGACGAUGUGCGUCUAUGGCAAGACACAGCAUCGUCCAAUCAUAAGCGUCAAUGCAGGCCAUUGCCGCUUUGUGU
Messenger RNA from Laetiporus sulphureus 93-53, 2257 nucleotides. RefSeq names its product GMP synthase. Lineage: Eukaryota; Fungi; Basidiomycota; Agaricomycetes; Polyporales; Laetiporaceae. Gene Ontology annotation, molecular function: ATP binding; GMP synthase activity; GMP synthase (glutamine-hydrolyzing) activity. Gene Ontology annotation, cellular component: cytosol. Gene Ontology annotation, biological process: GMP biosynthetic process. Bases 116 to 2059 code for a protein of 647 amino acids. The transcript is spliced from 10 exons. The record is from RefSeq and is a predicted model, not a curated record.